AUGCAGAGCCAGGAAAGUGGCGCGACCAGGCCGGAGAGCCAUGAGGACCCCCAAGCGGCGGCGGGCAGGGAACCCAUGACGGCCCAGCGAGUCAUCCGCCUGCAUUGCGAGCUGCUCGCUUUCUUCACCGACCUGCAGACGGCGGCCGACGCCAAGCAGUCACUGCGGCAGACCAAGUUUGAGGAGGCCCUGCGGCUGCGUAUGGAGCGCCUGAAUGGCUCCAGGGAGUUCAGCACCAAAAAGUUGCAGGAGAUCAAGGACGGCUGGGCUCAGUCCACCACCAAGACCACGCUGCCGGACCUCCUGGACUCCCUGAACACUCAGCGCACGCUGUGCUCUGAGAUGUUGGACCACAAGAUGGAGCUCAUCGGCGAGCUGCAGAAGAAAUGGGUGGACGGCGACGAGCGCCACUCCAUCGACCUCCGCAAGCAGAAGGAGGCCCUGGACUUGAUGAUUGAGCGCAUGGACAAGGUGAGGCACAUGACCAUGGCCAACAAGGAGCUGGCGCACAUCCAGAGCCCGCAUGACAUCUUCUUGACGCAAAGCCUGCGCGAGUGGGAGGGCUUCCAGACGGAGCUGCGGGCUCGGCGCAAGGAAUGGCUGACCCAGAGGAAGCUGGCCAUGGAGGAGUACGAGAACGCCAUGCCGUUGCUGGAGCUAGCGCAGGAGCAGUGCAACGCGUCCAAGCGCUCCAUCGACAUGAAGCUGAUGGAGCUGGAGCGGGAGCAGGAGGAGAUUAAGGGCAAGCGCAACGUGCUGGAUGCCCGCAAGCUGAGCUGCGACGAGAAGCCCGAGGUCAUCUACCUGCUGCGCAAACGCGUCAACACGCUCAAGGUGCAGCUGAGCGACAUCAUGAAGAUGAUCCAGAUGGAGGAGGAGAGCUUCCAACGGCGCGAGCAGCAUCUGCUGGAUGACAUUCGUCACAGCAUGGCGCAGCACAAGCGCAUCCAGAAGAAGACCAAGCACUUCGCCCUGUUUGACGCGCAGACCUUUGUGAAGAUGUCCAGCAUGCUGGUGGCCGAGGUGAAGCUGCUGGCCGAGAGCGCGCUGGCGACCGACUCGCACCUCUGUGCCCACCUGGGCCUGACGUGGGAGCGGCCUACCGCCGUCAUCGAGCGCCGCUACCCCAUCCAGCCGCAGGACCGCUUCGAGAUGGUGGCGCAGGUGUACGCCGAGAGCGUGGCCGAGGUGGACGCCAAGACCAUGACGGCGCUGCUGGGGUUGCUGUCCGACGAGCUGGGCUUCCUGAUGGAGAACAGCGAGCAUCUCGGCUUCCUGCGCAACGAGCGCCGCACGGCCGAGAAGCUCCUGGGCCUGCUCAACGCCUUUGACUUCUACGACGACGACCUCAACAGGCUGGCGGCCUUCCUGCUCAAGUAUGAAGAGCAGCACCGAGAGCGGGCUGAACAAAAGGAGGGCGACCCAGAUGACGGUGACCCGGAAGGCAGCGACUCGGACAGCGGCGACCCGGACAGCGGCGACCCGGACAGCGGCGACCCGGACAGCAGCGACCCGGACGGGGACGCCCCGGAUGGCGACGCCCCCGUACAGCUCAUCCAUCCUAACAACGUCCUGCCCGCGUUCUUGAGCUUCGUCAGCUACCGCGUGCACCGCAUGAAGAAUUCAGCACUGCGCCAUUAUCUGGACUGGGACGAUGAUGCAGAUAAAGCCUUCUGGGACAGUUUGGCCAACAUCAUCCCGGAGGAGAAGCUCAGAAUCUGGGACGCCGCCGAGAUCGCCUUGACCAAGUACCUGGCCGUCCUGGAGGAGAACUCAGAAAUAUUCCGCAAGAAUGUCACACUGGAGGAGGAAAAUAGAGAGCUGCGCAGGCAGCUGGCAUGCGAGACUGACGGAAGUGCUUUUCUGCUCAAGGACUUCCUGGAAAAGGACGGUUAAGAUCCAAGACCCACUGCUGGAGCCCCACGACAACCAACAAAAUAAUAAAAAAGUGCAAGAACAAAUCAA
Syngnathus acus (greater pipefish) is the source of this 1965-nucleotide messenger RNA. RefSeq names its product dynein regulatory complex protein 1-like. Bases 1 to 1896 code for a protein of 631 amino acids. The transcript has a single exon. Lineage: Eukaryota; Metazoa; Chordata; Actinopteri; Syngnathiformes; Syngnathidae. Gene Ontology annotation, biological process: axonemal dynein complex assembly; cilium-dependent cell motility; regulation of cilium movement. The record is from RefSeq and is a predicted model, not a curated record. Gene Ontology annotation, cellular component: axonemal dynein complex; axoneme.